CUAGAAGUCGCUCACGAUCUCCACAUAAGAGGCGAAAACAUUCUCACAGGCAUGAUAGAAAUCGUAGUCGUGAACGUGCUAAGGAAACAACAAAUGAGAAAAGGGAUAGAAGUCGUAGUAGAGAAAGACGUAGUGGACGAGAUCGCGAACGGGAUCGAGAUCGAGAUCGAGAACGUGAAAAGGAUCGUCACAGAGAUGAUCGAGAUCAUAAGCGAUCCCGCCAUUCGAGGAGUGAAAUUGAUAGAGAAGAUUCUUAUACUAAAUCUCAUUCCACAAAAGAAACAGAAGAUAGAAAAUAUAAAAACAAUAUUACGGUAGAAUCUGGAAAUUCUACACAAGAUCAAAAAAUUAUAUCGAGGUCAUCAGGUACCGUGCUGAACAAUGUUUCUGGAGAAAUGAAGGAUAAAUAUAAAGACAUUAACAAACAAGAAAGUGCUAACCGAGACUUGGAUGUGCAAAUGCAGGUUGAUUCAAAGUUAGUUGAUUCGACGACCUCUGCAACAGUUGCGGCUUUACUCGAUAGUCAGGAAGAAAAAAUUCGUCAAAGGAGAGAACGUGUGGAACAAUGGAGAAGAGAAAGGGAGGCGGCUAAAAAAGCUGAAGAGGAGGCCAAAUCACAAGCAGUUUCUACUGCAAGCCAAUCUAUUUCUACUGCUGAUGACCAAACUGCACAACAAAAUAAUAAAGGUUGGACUUUAGAUGACGAUGAUGAAGAUGAGGCUAUGGAAGUUGAUGGCGCCCCGGAAACUGUAAAUUUACUUCCUAUACCAAAAUCUAAUGAUAAAGUAGAAUCUCAGGUGCUUCAAGUUAGGCGAAACCCAUUACUUGGACUUGGCAACAAAAAAUCUGCGACGAAUAAUAAGGGUAAAUUAAAAAGUUUAGUUGCUGAAGAAGAAGAAAAGUCUACAACAUCAGGGUUAUCUAUCAAAGAUUCAGGAGAUCAGAUGCAGACUGAUAAUGGAGAGGAGGAAGACCCCCUUGAUGCUUUUAUGAAAGACGUAGAAGUUGAAGUAGAACAAUUGAAUGAACAAGACAAAAAACGCGCAAAACAAGUGGCAAAAGGGAAAAAUAAAGUCGAUAAAUCCGAGAAAGCUAUACAGGAUGAAGAUGAUGCUGAAGAUGAAGAGCUUGGUAGUGAUCCCGAAGAUAUUUUAGCUUUGGCAGCUAAAAAACUUAAAAAAAAAGAUUUGGCAGCAGUUGAUCAUUCACAAAUUAAAUAUGAACCUUUCAGAAAGGACUUUUACAUUGAGCCUCCAGAAAUGCAUGAAAUGACGCAUGACCAAGUAGACCUUCUUAGGGUUGAAUUGGGAGGAAUUAAAAUCAGAGGUGUUGAUUGUCCGAAACCUAUACAAAAAUGGACUCAUGCGGGUUUACCGGCUGCAUGUUUGCAAAUAAUUAAAAAAUUAAAUUUCGAAAAGCCUACACCCAUUCAAUCACAAGCAAUACCUGCAAUCAUGGCUGGUCGAGACGUUAUUGGCGUUGCAAAAACUGGGAGCGGUAAAACUAUAGCAUUUCUUCUUCCAAUGUUUCGUCAUAUCAAAGAUCAGCGUCCUCUUGAACAAAUGGAAGGUCCUAUUGCCAUUAUUAUGACACCUACAAGGGAACUUGCAGUUCAAAUACAUAAAGAGUGUAAACAUUUUUUGAAAGGGUUAAAUCUUAGGGCUGUUUGUGCUUAUGGUGGAUCACCUAUUAAAGAUCAAAUUGCGGAAUUGAAACGUGGCGCUGAAAUAAUUGUUUGUACUCCUGGUCGUAUGAUUGAUUUAUUGUGUGCUAAUUCCGGACGUGUUACUAAUUUAAAGAGAGUCACUUAUCUUGUAUUGGAUGAAGCUGAUCGUAUGUUUGAUAUGGGAUUCGAACCUCAGGUUAUGAAAAUAGUCAAUAAUGUUAGGCCUGAUCGUCAAACAGUCUUGUUUUCUGCUACUUUUCCACGCCAGAUGGAGUCUCUGGCACGAAAAGUUCUCAAAAGGCCGCUUGAAAUUACUGUAGGUGGACGCAGUGUUGUAGCACAAGAUGUUGCUCAAAUAGUCGAAGUUCGCGAAGAUAAUACAAAAUUUGUUCGCUUACUUGAAAUAUUAGGUCAGCUAUAUAAUGACGAUCCUGAUGCUCGUACUCUAAUUUUUGUUGACCGUCAAGAGGCAGCAGAUAAUUUAUUGCGUGAUUUAAUACGAAAAGGUUACCCCUGUAUGUCCCUUCAUGGUGGCAAGGAUCAAUUGGAUCGAGAUAGCACAAUAGCAGAUUUCAAAUCCGGCGUUUGUCAGCUAUUAAUAGCCACUUCUGUAGCUGCAAGAGGUCUUGACGUAAAACAGCUUAAAUUGGUCAUUAAUUUUGAAUGUCCAAAUCAUAUGGAAGAUUAUGUACAUCGCGUUGGAAGAACCGGAAGAGCUGGUAAUAAAGGUACCGCGUAUACUUUCAUUACACCAGAACAAGAUCGAUAUGCGAUGGACAUAGUUAAAGCAUUAAAAUUGAGCGGUGGUCAUGUUAGCCCAGAAUUACAAGCACUUGCCGAUGGAUUUCAAGAGAAGGUCAAGGCGGGAAGUGCUACGUAUUCUGGCUCAGGAUUUGGUGGUAAAGGUCUUGAGAGGUUAGAUGAAGCACGAGACCUCGUUAAGAAAGCCCAAAGAAAGACAUAUGACGUUUCUGAUGAUGAAACCUCUGAGGAGGAGGCAGAGGAUGAUGAUCACCUCAUGCGGUCAGUCAAGAAAGAGGAAAUUUCGACUGUUCCUGGUAUUUCUUCUAUCACACCCAAGUCUGUUGCAGUUAACAUUUCACCACCGACUAAUGGUCAUUCCACAGAUAUGAACCCUGUAGCAAUUGCGGCUCUUAAAGCCGCUCAAGAAGCUGCAGCCCGAGUCAAUGCUAAGAAUGUUGGUGCAAGUGGUGUUCAAAGAGCGAAAGACAUCAUUGCAGAUAUAAAUGCUCGCUUUAAAGAAAACUCUGUGCAAGGCACAGUACCUGAAGCCGAUAAAGCUGAAAAUGCUGCAGAAUAUUCUGUUGAAAUUGAAAUUAAUGAUUAUCCACAAAAGGCAAGAUGGAAAGUUACAAAUAAGGAACAAAUCUCACAAAUUACAGAACUUACAGGAGCAGCUAUCACUACUCGUGGUACAUAUUUCGCUCCUGGUCGUCAACCAGCACCUGGUUCUGGCGAAAGAAAAUUAUAUUUAUUUGUUGAAGGGGAAAAUGAAUAUGUUGUUGAAAAGGCCAAGAAUGAAAUAAAGCGUAUUUUGACAGAAACUACGUUAAGUGCGAUUGAAGCCGAAGCUCGUAAUCCCGGAAGUACUUCGUUGGGUGGAUACGGCAAGUAUUCGGUUGUAUAAACGGAAAAAAUUUUAUUGUUUUAGUGAAAGUUCGAUGUUGGCAUUAUUUCUUUUUAUCCCUUUUUUGUUUUAUUAUUAAAUUUUUCUAUAGACGAUUUGUACGCAAAUUCUCGAAGAUUUUAUUCACUGUUUUUAAUAAAG
This is a messenger RNA of Rhizophagus irregularis DAOM 181602=DAOM 197198, 3455 nucleotides long. The record is from RefSeq and is a predicted model, not a curated record. NCBI's taxonomy places the organism in Eukaryota, Fungi, Glomeromycota, Glomeromycetes, Glomerales, Glomeraceae.